AUGAGUAUAUUAUCUCUUUUUCAUAUAUCUUCUCCGUUUUUACGAACUAACUGCUUAGAAAAAAAAGAAAUUUAUGAAAAUUUUAUUUGCUCUGUUUGCUUAGAUUUAUGCGAUACCCCAGUAAUUACAUUAUGUAAUCAUAUAUGUUGUUAUAAAUGUAUGUAUUAUUCUCUUCUUCAUAAAAGAAACUGUCCAAUAUGCAAACAGAUAAUUAGAAAUAAUAAUUUAAAAAAAAUUUCAGGGAAAAGAAAAAAGGAAUAUGAAGAAUUAAGAAUAAAAUGUUAUUUGUGUGAAAAAAAAAUGAAAAUUAAAAAUCAUAAAAAACAUUUAAAUGAAUGUGAAUAUAGAAAAUGUAAAAAUUAUAUUUUAGGGUGUGAAUACUAUGAUAAAAAAGAUAAAAUUAAAUUACACGAAGAGUUAUGUGAACAUAGAUUAAUAAGUUGCUCUAGUUGUUCUAAUUUAUUUUAUUUUAAAAAUAGAGUUUUCAUGUUAACAUUAAAAGAAAAAUCUGAACUAAAUAUGCGUGGUUCAUACACGUACUAUUCUUUUUACUAUAAUUUAUUACUUAAUACUAAUUUUAAUUUUAAGAAUUAUAAAACAAAUAUUAAUAAUGAUUAUCAUUAUAAUAAUUAUAUAUCUAGAACAAUAAAUAAUAUUAGAAGUUCUCAGUAUUCUUUUGAUCAGAUAUAUGCAAAUUAUAACAAUAAUUAUAAUAGAGAUACUACUACUACUACUACUAAUAAUAAUAAUAAUAAUAAUAAUAAUCCAAAUCAAAUUGUUUAUAAUGAUAAUGAUAACUUCUAUCAUAAUAAGGAACAUUUUACAAAUAAUAAUAAUAAUAAUAAUGAUCUUUCAUUUAAUAAUAAUAUUAAUGAUAAUGAAAAGAAGGUCAAUGUAAUUAGUAAUCAUUUAACAAAUAUUCCCUCAUCAAAAAUAAAUGAAUUAAAUAAAAAUUAUGUAGAAAAUAAUUCCUUUUGUAAGUUAAAUGAUAAUGGUAAAAAUCACUUAAAUAAUACUGCUAAUAAUAGAAAAAACAGUAAUCACCAAAAAACAAAUGAACAAAAUAAAGACAAGAAAAAUUGUAAUAAUGGAGAAUCAAUAAAAUGUAAUAAAUUUAAUGAUAGAAAUGAUGAUACAAGUUCUAGUGAAAAUGAUAAUUCAAGUAGUGAAGAAUAUUUAAAUAUAUUACCUCUAAGAAAAAAAUAUAAUUUUAAAGAGAAAAAUAGUAAAGAUACAAUUGUAAUAAUAGAAGAGUUAUUUCAAUUUGACAAUAUUGAUAUGAGUAAUAUUUAUUUAGAAAAUAAAGAAUUAUUUUUAUGUAACAAAACUUGUUUUACUAAUACAAUUAAGAAACUUAGACAAGAAUUAGAAAGAGCUUUAUUACUAUUAUAUUUUUGUUGUUGUAUAGGUAUGCCUAUUAUGUUUACACUUGGUGGUAUUAGCUAUGUUAUAACAAAAGGAUUAUUCAAAUUCUCUUUUUUAAUAACUAAUACCUUUAUAAAUUUAUCUCAUAAACUUAUUUUUAAAAUAUUUAAUAUUUAA
Messenger RNA from Plasmodium gallinaceum, 1542 nucleotides. RefSeq names its product zinc finger protein, putative. Gene Ontology annotation, cellular component: nucleus; site of double-strand break. The coding region runs from base 1 to 1542 and encodes 513 amino acids. The transcript has 4 exons. Gene Ontology annotation, molecular function: ubiquitin-protein transferase activity; nucleosome binding. NCBI's taxonomy places the organism in Eukaryota, Apicomplexa, Aconoidasida, Haemosporida, Plasmodiidae. Gene Ontology annotation, biological process: double-strand break repair. The record is from RefSeq and is a predicted model, not a curated record.